AUGGACAAACUAUGCGAAAAGUUUAGCUUCAAGCAAUAUAAAUCGUCCAAGUAUAAUGUUGCAGCGAAUGGGUUGGCAGAAGCAUUCAACAAGACGUUAUGCAACUUAUUGAAGAUACUGGUCUCCAAAACAAAAAGAGACUGGCAAGAGAAGAUCAGUGAGGUGUUAUGGGCCCAUCGAACUACUCAUCGUGCUCCUACAGGAGCUACGCCAUACUCUUUAGUUUAUGGUGUAGAAGCUAUCCUUCCAUUGGAGAGAGAAAUUCCAUCACUACAAAAGGUCGUGCUAGAAGGUUUGACCAUUGAAGACAAUGCAAAAUUACGCCUUCAAGAGUUAGAAGCACUUCACGAAAAGAGACUUGAUGCGCAACAAAUAUUGGAAUGCUAUCAGACUCGAAUGACCAAAGCUUCAAUAAAAAUGUUCGGCCUCGGUCAUUUCAGGUUGGUGAUAUGGUGCUUGUUGUUCGAAGACCUAUCAUCACGACGCGUCACACAUGGAAUAAGUCCACACCUAAAUGGGACGGACCCUACAUCAUCAAAUAAGUCUACACAAAUGGAGCGUAUAAGAUCAUUGAUAAAGAUAGAUUGA
This is a messenger RNA of Momordica charantia (bitter melon), 588 nucleotides long. RefSeq lists its product as uncharacterized. Lineage: Eukaryota; Viridiplantae; Streptophyta; Magnoliopsida; Cucurbitales; Cucurbitaceae. The record is from RefSeq and is a predicted model, not a curated record. Gene Ontology annotation, molecular function: nucleic acid binding.